This is a messenger RNA of Nicotiana tabacum (common tobacco), 2156 nucleotides long. RefSeq names its product V-type proton ATPase subunit B2. The record is from RefSeq and is a predicted model, not a curated record. Gene Ontology annotation, biological process: proton transmembrane transport; vacuolar acidification; ATP metabolic process. Gene Ontology annotation, cellular component: proton-transporting V-type ATPase, V1 domain. NCBI's taxonomy places the organism in Eukaryota, Viridiplantae, Streptophyta, Magnoliopsida, Solanales, Solanaceae. Gene Ontology annotation, molecular function: proton-transporting ATPase activity, rotational mechanism; ATP binding.
UGCAGGUAGCAAAUUUGUGAUGGAAAUUUAUGUUGGUAUGGUGGGUUUAUAUAGAUGGUACCACGGCCAAAUCCGACUUAAAAAAGGAUUUACGCUUUUAAAUCCAAAUUGGAGUUGGAAAAGGAGAAGUAACAACUAAUUACAGGUGUAACGUCUUUUUGUCUGCGUUUCUGUAAUUAGAAGGAAAAUUAAAAAUAAUAUAUAGAUUAAUAGUAAUAAUUUGAGGUUUUCCCAUUUCGUUUAGUUUUUUCGCGUGACAACUCAAUCCCCUCUUUCUCUCUCUUCCUGCGCGGCAUCACGUUUGAUUCCUUAUUUUUAUUCUCUCUCUGCGGUCCACCUAGUUUUGGGUUUCAGAAGAAAAGGUUAAGCAUGGGCGAGGCACAAAACAAUAUCGACAUGGACGAAGGAACCCUGGAGGUUGGAAUGGAAUAUAGAACUGUCUCGGGUGUUGCUGGACCACUUGUUAUCCUUGACAAAGUUAAGGGACCCAAGUACCAGGAGAUUGUUAAUAUUCGUUUGGGAGAUGGAACAACUCGACGUGGGCAAGUUCUAGAAGUUGAUGGGGAAAAAGCAGUUGUUCAGGUUUUUGAAGGAACAUCUGGAAUUGACAACAAAUACACGACUGUGCAGUUUACGGGGGAGGUUUUAAAGACACCAGUCUCACUCGAUAUGCUUGGACGCAUCUUUAAUGGUUCUGGAAAGCCUAUUGACAAUGGUCCUCCUAUUUUACCUGAGGCCUACAGGGAUAUUUCUGGGAGUUCUAUCAACCCAAGUGAGAGAACAUAUCCUGAAGAGAUGAUACAGACCGGAAUUUCAACAAUUGACGUCAUGAAUUCAAUUGCUAGGGGGCAGAAAAUUCCUCUUUUCUCUGCUGCCGGUCUCCCUCAUAAUGAAAUUGCUGCCCAAAUCUGUCGGCAGGCUGGUCUAGUGAAGAGGUUGGAGAAGUCUGAAAAUCUUCUUGAGAAAAGUGAAGAUGACAAUUUUGCCAUAGUCUUUGCUGCUAUGGGAGUGAACAUGGAAACCGCACAAUUUUUCAAACGAGAUUUUGAGGAAAAUGGAUCCAUGGAGAGAGUGACACUUUUCUUAAACCUGGCAAAUGAUCCUACAAUAGAACGUAUUAUUACUCCCAGAAUUGCUCUGACAACUGCAGAAUAUUUAGCAUACGAAUGCGGGAAGCAUGUGCUUGUCAUUUUAACUGAUAUGAGUUCAUAUGCUGAUGCUCUCCGUGAGGUAUCUGCUGCCCGAGAAGAAGUGCCUGGAAGGCGUGGAUAUCCUGGUUAUAUGUAUACUGAUCUGGCAACAAUCUAUGAACGAGCUGGGCGUAUCGAGGGAAGGACGGGCUCCAUCACGCAAAUUCCAAUUCUGACCAUGCCAAAUGAUGAUAUUACACACCCAACUCCAGAUCUUACAGGUUAUAUCACAGAAGGACAAAUAUAUAUAGACCGACAGCUUCAUAACCGGCAGAUAUACCCUCCAAUUAAUGUGCUUCCGUCCUUAUCUCGGUUGAUGAAGAGUGCCAUUGGUGAGGGUAUGACCAGGAGGGAUCAUUCUGAUGUAUCCAACCAGUUGUAUGCAAAUUAUGCAAUUGGAAAGGAUGUCCAAGCAAUGAAAGCUGUGGUUGGAGAAGAAGCACUUUCUUCUGAGGACCUGCUUUACUUAGAGUUCCUUGACAAAUUCGAGAGGAAGUUUGUUGCUCAAGGAGCUUAUGACACCCGCAAUAUAUUCCAGUCGCUUGACUUAGCUUGGACACUUCUUCGCAUCUUCCCUCGUGAGCUUCUUCAUCGUAUCCCAGCGAAGACCUUGGAUCAGUAUUACAGCCGUGAUGCAUCUAAUUGACGGGAAGGAACUGGCUUUAUACUUUAGUCUCUUGUACAAUUACCUUGGUGCGAGCUUGACGAUACGUUGGAUCACAAGCUUUUCCUCUUUGUGCUUCUCCUUUCAGCUAAAUAAUAAAAAUGGAGUAUAUUUAAUGAGUUCCCAAAACAAAAGGCUUUACAGCAUUUGGAAGACAAUGAUAUUCCUCUCAGAACCAGUUAUAUCGUGUAAUUUAUUAUCUGUUUUAUUAAGAGGACAUGCUGCCGAGUGCCGUGUAUUGGUUUUGUUUAAAGUUCAGCAAUAUUAGGGGCUACUAGGAAUUAUAAAGCCCUUUUUAUGUA